This is a messenger RNA of Onychostruthus taczanowskii (white-rumped snowfinch), 1741 nucleotides long. It is a transcript of the gene NCF2, whose product is annotated as neutrophil cytosolic factor 2. Gene Ontology annotation, cellular component: NADPH oxidase complex. The transcript has 15 exons. Lineage: Eukaryota; Metazoa; Chordata; Aves; Passeriformes; Passeridae. The record is from RefSeq and is a predicted model, not a curated record. Gene Ontology annotation, molecular function: superoxide-generating NADPH oxidase activator activity; protein binding. Gene Ontology annotation, biological process: superoxide anion generation; respiratory burst; phagocytosis. Bases 105 to 1655 code for a protein of 516 amino acids.
AGAAGUACAGAACAAGGGAGCCAGGCAGGCCGAGCUGCGCCACAAGGAAGGACAGGGACAGGGGCGAGAGCCACGACACGGGGAUCCUGCAUCCCGCUCCCACCAUGUCCCUGGUGGAGACGAUCCGGCUGUGGCAAGAAGGGGUGUGUGCUGCGGACAGGAAGGAGUGGAGCGCUGCCCUGGAUGCCUUCACGGCCGUCCAGAACCCCCCUGCCAAAAUCUGCUUUAACAUCGGCUGCAUCCAGCUUGUCCUGGGGAAGCUGGCGGAGGCGGAGGAGGCGUUCACCCGGAGCAUCGGCUGCGACAAGCACCUGGCUGUGGCUUAUUUCCAGCGGGGGACCAUGUUUUACCGGAGGCAGAACCACGGAAAGGCCAUUGAGGAUUUCAAAGAGGCGCUGGCCCAGCUGCGAGGAAACCAACUCAUCGACUACAAGAUCCUGGGGCUACGCUACCGGCUCUUUGCCUGCGAGAUUCUAUACAACAUUGCACUGGUGUAUGCCACAGCAGAGAACUGGGAGAAGGCUGAGGAGCACCUGACCCUGGCCAUGAGCAUGAAGAGCGAGCCCCAGCACAACAAGAUAGACAGGGCAAUGGAAGCCAUCCUGAAGCAGAAGCUCUGUGAGCUGGUGGCCAUUCCUGCAGGGAAGCUGUUCAGGCCAAAUGAGAAGCAAGUGGCUCAGCUGGAGAAGAAGGACUACCUGGGAAAGGCAAUGGUGGUGGCCUCUGUGGUGGACAAGGAUGACUUUUCAGGAUUCGCUCCCCUACAGCCACAGGCCUCUGGUCCUCCACCCAGGCCCAAGACCCCAGAAAUCCUCAGGGCCCUCAGGGGGCAGCCACACCGUGUCAUGUACGAGUUCAUUCCUGAGACCGCUGAGGAGCUGCAGGUCCUGCCAGGAAACAUUGUCUUUGUCCUGAAGAAAGAGAAGGACAACUGGGCUACAGUGAUGUUCAAUGGAAAGAAAGGGAUUGUCCCCUGCAACUUCCUCGAGCCCGUGGAGCUCCAGAAUAAGCUGCAUAUCCAGGAAGAAACCCCUGUGGAAAUGGAGAUCUCCGAGCCACCCACCUCCGCUGUGCCGGAGAAGCCGCGGCGGCUGGCGCCAGACUAUGUUCCUGCUACCGUGGCGCAGCCAAGAGACACAGCAAAGGAGGCUGAACCAACUGUCCUCAAGGUGCAUUACAAAUUCACAGUGGCCCUGAGAGUGGAUCGAAGCCUCUCCUACAGGGAGCUCCUGGAGCUGGUUUGCAGGAAGCUGGAGCUGCAGCCCGAGCACACGGAGCUGAGGUACAAGCCUGUGGAGGGCCAGGAGCUGGUGAUUCUGAGUGCAGAGAAUGUGGAGGCAGCCUGGAGCCAGAGCAAGGACAACUGCCUGACAGUCUGGUGCAAUGGCACAGAGGGAGAGGGGUUUGUACCAGACAGCAAACCAGAGGAGUCACUGCAGGAGACAACGCCUGGGGAGAUGGGACCGAACCAUGUUGUAGCUCAGUACAGUUACGAAGCCACCCAACCUGAAGACCUGGAGUUUCAGGCAGGAGACAUGAUCCUUGUUUUAUCCAAAGUGAAUGAAGACUGGUUCGAAGGCCAGUGCAAGGGGAGGACUGGCAUCUUCCCAUCUGCAUUCGUUCAACAGCCCAACACUGAACACCCAGAGAAGUGAUCUCAGAAGAGCUUGAAGUUGUGGAGAGAAAUUAAGAAUUCAACUGUUGCCAUUAUGUAGUCUGCAUAUGAAUCCCUGCAUCUGAA